Molecule: messenger RNA, 1596 nt
Organism: Moneuplotes crassus
Lineage: Eukaryota; Ciliophora; Spirotrichea; Euplotida; Euplotidae
Source: the annotation of a GenBank genome assembly
UCUUAAUUGAUAUUAAAUAUAAAAUGUCAAAUAUCAUGAAGCAUAUGAGAGCAGUUUUGAUAACACUACACUUUUUUGGAAUGGGAUAUUUCCUAAAUGAGCUAAGCCAGAUAAGAUACAUAAGUCCUUGCAUCUACGGCUUCGAUCAUGCCAAAUCCAGAGCAAGGAAUACAGAAGCACGAAUAAUAGGAUCAGCUGUAGCAGCGAUAAUUGCUCCCUUCGUAUGGAUAAUGUUUCGAAUGGGUAAAUAAGAACACUCUUAUAGUUGCUAAUCUCAUCAUGAUUAUUGGAAGUAUUAUCAAUUUGUUUCCUUAUUUCAUACUGCUGGUGUUAGGAAGAGUGGCUAAAGCAAUAUCUAUCAUAAUUAUCUGAUGAACAGCCCCUCUUUUACUCAGAGAUAUAGGCGGAACUGAACAUAGAGGUCCCUACCUUGCUCUUAUUAAUGUGUUUAAUAGUCUUGGGUUCCUUACCUGAAUGUUUGUCGGAUUCUUAAUUCCAGAAAUCAAAAUUAAACUCGGAUUGGAUUAUUAUUGACGUAUAACUAAGUUUGAUGAUAUUGGAUGGAGAAUUGUACUCAGCUUCCCUCUUAUACUAUCAGUGUUACAAAUUAUUGGACUUAUGUGAUGUUUCGAGAACCAAUUUAAUGCUAAAAAGGUUCAUAAAGACUAUAGCAUUCGGUCGUCACUUCAGACUAUUGAAAACUUUGAUAGAAGAAAAGACAUGAAGAAAUUUUAUAGCUUUAGGCUAGAAGAGGAGGAGGAGAAGAAUUGUUCUUAUAGUAUUUAUACUGGAUCUCAUACAGUAGAGACCUCAACUCACUCUAUUGAGUCUGAUACUGAGUCUUAUCAACAUAUCUUUUCCUCUAAAGGAAUUAGGCCUUUGGUUGCUGGAUGUUUGAUGCAUGCUUUCCUUCAUUUUAGUGGAGUGAAUCUGAUAUUCUCCUAUUCUUAUUACUAUCAAUUGAAAAUAGGACCAGAAAGGCUCACCUGGAGGUUAAUACUUGCUCUUAUAAAUUUCUUUAUGUCUUUCGUUGGAGUUUACUUUGCAAAAAUAUUUAGAAGAAAACCGGUUGUUCUAAUUGCUACAAUAAUUGCCUGUGCUUUAAAUUGAUUCUUAUUUCAACUAUUUGAAGAUCCUAAAGCAGAAGAUGAACGCUACAAACAUGUAGCAAGGACAAUGAGCACAGUUUUGGUGAUAGUUUUUGCAAUAGUAUUCACAACUACAAUAGGCCCAUUCACAUGGGUAUACUCAGCAGAAAUUCUAAACGAUAAAGGAAUGUGAAUGGCAAUCUGUGUAAAUUGGGGGUUAUACACAGUCAUCUCUGCUUUGCCAACUAUUGCAAUUUAUAUAAAAUCAUCUCCAAAUCCUUUCACUGAUGGAAUCGAGAAUGUUGGAAUUUUCUUCUUCUUAUUCAGUGGAGCAUCUAUGCUUCUUUUCUUUUUAAUAAUUGUCUUUGCUAGAGAAAGCAAGGGUCUCCCCAGAAUGCUUAUAGAGAGAAGGUUUCAUGACAAAUCUUACAAUACUGUAGCUAGAACGAGCACCUUUUAGCUGUAGAAACCAAAUUUACCCAAUAUUUUAAAUAAAACCUUUAAUAGU